This is a messenger RNA of Penicillium odoratum, 1347 nucleotides long. RefSeq names its product rRNA-processing protein SOF1. The record is from RefSeq and is a predicted model, not a curated record. Gene Ontology annotation, cellular component: nucleolus; small-subunit processome. NCBI's taxonomy places the organism in Eukaryota, Fungi, Ascomycota, Eurotiomycetes, Eurotiales, Aspergillaceae. Gene Ontology annotation, biological process: maturation of SSU-rRNA from tricistronic rRNA transcript (SSU-rRNA, 5.8S rRNA, LSU-rRNA). The transcript has 2 exons. Gene Ontology annotation, molecular function: protein binding. Bases 1 to 1347 code for a protein of 448 amino acids.
AUGAAAAUCAAAGCACUGUCUCGCCCGACGGCGUCGCAGCAGGCCCCCGGGUCUGCUACCGUUCGUCAAUCACGGAAUUUGGACCCGGCCCAGCAUCCUUUCGAGAGAGCGAGAGAAUAUACUCGGGCUCUUAAUGCCAUCAAGAUGGAGCGCAUGUUCGCGGCUCCCUUCUUGGGUCAGAUGGGCGAUGGUCAUAUUGAUGGUGUGUACUCCAUGGCUAGAGACCCUCUUUCGCUUGAACGCUUUGCCAGCGGUAGUGGCGAUGGUGUGGUAAAGGUGUGGGACCUUACGACCCGAGAGGAGAUUUUUCAAACACAAGCGCACGAAGGUAUGGUGAAGGGCCUUGAAUUCUUGCCCGAGGAGAGAAAACUUUUGUCUUGCGCGAGUGACAAGACCAUCAAGUUGUGGGACCCGUACAACUCGACCGCCGAGGCCCCUCCCAUCACAAGCUACCUGGGAACGAGUGCCUUUACCAGUCUUUCACACCACCGCUCGCAGCCUGCAUUCGCAGCCGCCUCAUCUGUGAUUUCCAUCUACGAUCUCUCGCGGCCUUCCUCCUCCCCUUCGCAGACUCUGCACUGGCCGACCAGCGUUGAUACUAUUACAUCCGUUGCAUUCAAUCAGUCAGAAACCUCGAUUCUGGGUUCUACUGCCCUUGAUCGAUCUGUUGUGCUAUACGAUUUGCGAACUUCUUCCCCAGUGCACAAAAUGGUCCUCAAGCUCGCAUCUAAUAAGAUCGCAUUCAACCCCCAGGAGACUUUCAACUUCGCUGUGGCCAACGAGGACCACAACGCCUACAUCUUCGACAUGAGAAAGACUGAUCGGGCUUUGAACGUGCUGAAGGACCAUGUGGCUGCUGUUAUGGAUGUUGAGUUCAGCCCCACUGGUGAGGAUCUGGUCACCGCCUCAUACGACCGAACUGUUCGCCUUUGGUCCAGACAAAGCGGUAGAUCUAAGGAUAUUUACCACACCAAGCGGAUGCAGCGUGUCUUCUCCGCCACUUUCACUCCUGAUAGCAAAUAUGUGCUGUCUGGGUCAGAUGACGGAAAUGUUCGUCUGUGGCGUGCCAACGCAUCUGACCGUAGCGGAAUCGUGAGUGCACGUCAACGCAGCAAGCUGGAGUAUGACAAAGCCCUUAUCAAGCGCUACUCCCACAUGCCUGAAAUUCGCCGCAUCCAGCGCCAGCGUCACGUGCCCAAGCCUAUUAAGAAGGCUGGUGAGAUCAAGCGUGAGGAGUUGGCUGCUAUUAAGAGGCGCGAGGAGAAUGUGCGGAAACACACCAGCAAGAAGAACCUGAAGCCCAGACAGAGCGAGCGCGAGAAGAUGAUUCUGACCCACGAGCAAUAA